AUUUUCCAUAGCCUCAUGGUUCCAUCGUUAGGCACGAUUAGAAAGAGACAAGUAUCGAAGAACCAAGGUUUUCCUUCAAGAAUUCUGUACAUAUCUGCAUGUGGCCCGAAAGUAGUGACAAACGUGUUUUUUCCUACUUCUUUGAAAGUGGCCCUUUUACCAAUCCUCCAAACUUUCGCCUUUGUGUUGCUGAUCAGUUCCUUGCCCACCACUCGAUUGGAGCAGACUUUUCCGAUCAGACUUUUUUCUCCUUUGCGUUUGAUAUCCUCACUCCUGCUUUUGUCGACUAUCAACACCUCUUCCUCCUCCUCUGUCAACCUGAGUUUCCUCAACUGGUCCUCUAGAACUUCCGUCCUAAAUCACUCUCCACUAGACAUUGUUUGGCCUGACUAGCGAACGAAUGAAAACAGGCAGGAUAAAAACUAUUUCACGACCUCUGGUUUCGCCCAGCUCUAUCCAGAGAGGAGACUUGAACGUAGUAGGAUAAGGAUUGUUGAUACGAGGAGGUUUAUUUCGCGUGCCUAUUUAUUUCGCACUUGAUACCUUAAAAUUUAGAUAACAACUUUAAAAACUGCGAAUUUCAAAAAAUUUCAGUAAAAGGCAUAGACUAUCUUAUUGACUUAAGCAUAUGCAUGAAGUCGCAUGAAGUCGAAAUAGCUUCGUUGUUAUCUUUUAUAAAUUCUAAACACUGAGAGACGGACGGACGGAUAGACAGAGAUGGGUUCGUUGGAAGAUGAGAGAUCGCUCUUGGAAGAUGGUCUUUCACAGAAUGAAUGCAACAGUCAACAUACAGGGGAUGGCUCGGUCGACUUUCAUGGGAAGCCUGUCCUUAAGCAGAAUACUGGAAAUUGGAGAGCAUGCCCGUUCAUUCUAGGUACUGAAGGUUGUGAACGUCUUGCCUACUAUGGGAUUGCCACUAAUCUUGUUACUUAUCUUACCAACAAACUACAUGAAGGAAAUAUCUCUGCUGCAAGAAAUGUUACCACGUGGCAAGGGACUUGUAGUCUUACUCCCCUCAUUGGAGCUGUCUUAGCAGAUGCUUACUGGGGAAGAUAUUGGACAAUUGCAGCUUUCUCCACUAUCUAUUUCAUUGGAAUGUGUACAUUGACACUUUCAGCAUCUGUUCCUGCACUGAUGCCUUCAGAAUGUGUGGGCUCUGUAUGCACUUCAGCUACUCCAGCUCAGUAUGCGGUCUUCUUCUUUGGCCUCUAUUUGAUUGCUUUGGGGACUGGCGGGAUCAAACCUUGUGUUUCACCAUUUGGUGCUGAUCAAUUUGAUGGUACUGAUCCAAGAGAGAGGGUACAGAAGGGAUCCUUCUUUAACUGGUUCUAUUUUUCUAUUAACUUUGGUGGACUUAUAUCUAGUAGCUUUUUGGUUUGGAUUCAAGACAAUGCUGGGUGGGGUCUAGGAUUUGGCAUCCCGGCAUUGUUUAUGGUCAUUGCUAUUGCAAGUUUCUUUUCAGGCACUCCUCUUUAUAGAUUCCAGAAACCCGGGGGAAGUCCUAUUACAAGAAUGUGCCAGGUUUUUGUUGCAUCAUUCCAUAAGAGGAAUAUAGAGGUGCCCAAAGAGAGUAGUCGUUUGUAUGAAACACAAGACAAAUACUCUGCCAUUGAAGGAAGUCGGAAACUGGAGCAUACUGAAGAAUUGAAGUGCCUUGAUAAAGCUGCUGUACCGUCAGAUGCAGAGAUCAAAAGCGGGGACUUCUCUAAUCCAUGGAUACUUUGCACUGUUACACAGGUGGAAGAAUUGAAGAUUUUGAUCCGCAUGUUCCCGAUCUGGGCGACUGGAAUAGUCUUUUCUGCUGUUUAUGCCCAAAUGUCUACAAUGUUUGUGGAACAAGGGAGGGCGAUGGACACGACUCUUGGUUCUUUCACAAUUCCUCCAGCCUCACUCUCAAGCUUCGAUACCAUCAGUGUCAUUUUCUGGGUUCCCAUAUAUGAUAGAGUAAUUGUCCCGAUUGCAAGGAAAUUUACUGGCAAGGAGAGGGGCUUCUCAGAGUUACAGCGGAUGGGAAUUGGUCUUUUUCUUUCUGUCCUAUGCAUGUCAGCUGCUGCGUUGGUAGAGAUCUGGAGGUUGCAGAUUGCAAAUGAACUAGGAUUGGUUGACGAAGAUGUUGCUGUACCACUCAGUAUCUUUUGGCAAAUACCCCAAUAUUCCUUGUUGGGUGCUGCGGAAGUAUUUACAUUUAUAGGGCAGUUUGAGUUCUUCUAUGACCAAUCUCCUGACGCCAUGCGGAGCUUAUGCAGUGCAUUGUCUUCUUUGACAGAUUCAUUGGGGAACUAUCUGAGUUCUUUGAUUCUGACACUGGUAACUUACUUCACAACAAAGGGCGGGAGCGUCGGAUGGAUUCCGGAUAAUUUGAACGAGGGUCACCUUGAUUAUUUCUUCUGGCUUUUAGCCGGUCUCAGCUUCUUAAAUAUGUUGGUAUACAUUGUUUGUGCCAGAAAGUACAAACAAAAGAAGGCUUCUUAAGGAUUCCAGAAGAUGGGUGCCAUUAUGGAAAAUUCUAGAAGGUGGGGGUUAAGGCUUUUUCGUAAGAGGAUGAUGUAAUAGCUAUUUCUGGAAAGGAUUCUGUAAUAUCUACGAUUAAAAUUUCUCCCCAGAUUCCAUCUGUGUAUUAUAUAUUGUGUAGAAACUAUUCAGCAAUGAUUUGAGCUUCUGUGAUUCGCCA
Carya illinoinensis is the source of this 2671-nucleotide messenger RNA. Its product is annotated as protein NRT1/ PTR FAMILY 8.3-like. The coding region runs from base 718 to 2472 and encodes 584 amino acids. Gene Ontology annotation, cellular component: plant-type vacuole membrane. The transcript is spliced from 5 exons. Gene Ontology annotation, biological process: oligopeptide transport; transmembrane transport. Gene Ontology annotation, molecular function: transmembrane transporter activity. The record is from RefSeq and is a predicted model, not a curated record. Lineage: Eukaryota; Viridiplantae; Streptophyta; Magnoliopsida; Fagales; Juglandaceae.